AUGACAGAAAUCAGUUCACCAGCAAACAUCAAGGAAAAGAUCAAUGCAGUGCGUUCAGUUGUUCCCAACAAAAGCAACAAUGAGAUAGUGCUGGUGUUACAGCAGUUUGAUAACAAUGUAAACAAGGCAGUACAAGCUUUUAUGGAUGGUAGCGCACUUCAAUUUCUAAAAGAAUGGAAUAUGACUGGGAAAAAGAAGAACAGCAAAAGAAAAAGAAGCAAAUCAAAACAACAUCACCGUAACAAAGAUACAAAGGGUAGAGAAGAUGGAACAGAAAAAGUGUCUCUGGAAUCCCAAAAAGUAAAUGACUGCCGGCUGAAUGGCUGUGCUAAAGAUACUUUCCCUGGCAGAUAUGCCAGUGAAAAAUCAAAAAAUCCUCAUGAAGAAAAGAUCUGGGAAUACAAGAACAGGAGAAUGGCAAGACCAGAAAUAGCAGACAAAAAAGAAGAAUCCACAAAAGCGUCUAUAGAGCCAGAACAAAAUAGCAGAGAGCUUCCUGAUCCUUUCAAAUAUUCACCACCACUUCAGUGCAAUGUUGGUAGUACAAAAUCAAAAGUACCAACUACCACUAUUAAAUCACUGCAUGUCCCUGCAUCUGAUCUUGAAAUGAAAGCAGAAGAUUUAAUCCAGAAAAGAGGUCUAAAUAUUGAGAAAUCAGUUAAAGAUCUUCAGCGCUGCACUGUUUCACUGACUCGAUACCGCAUGAUGGUCAAAGAGGAGGUGGAUAAUUCAGUAAAGAAAAUUAAAGCUGCCUUUUCUGAAUUACAUAACUGUAUCAUCGACAAGGAAGUGGUUUUAAUGGCAGAAGUCAACAAGGUUAAACAAGAAGCCAUGGAUAUUUUGACUGCACGUCAGAAAAAAGCUGAAGAAUUAAAGAGACUAACAGAUUUGGCAAGUCAGAUGGCCGAGACUCAGCUGGCUGAAUUGCGAGCUGAAAUUAAGCACUUUGUAAGUGAACGUAAAUAUGAUGAAGAAUUGGGUAGAGCUGCCCGCUUUUCCUGUGACACUGAACAAUUAAAAAUGCAGAUAUUACAGUGUGGAGAAAUUUUCCAUCCAAAAAACAAUUACUCCUCUAGAACACCAUCCAGUAUGUUCCUUCAAUCAGAAAUUUUAAAAUCAGUGACCAGCACGCAAAAUAAAUGUAACCAAAAAUAUUCUAAUCAGAUUCCUGCCAAGACUUCUGAUCAUAAAACAGCAAUAACUAAAGUUUCAAGCCAAGUUCUCCCGGUUACACAAUCAUCUUCUCAUGUAAUUUCUACAAAUAAACAGAAUGUGUCUUCAGGUCCGAGACGAAGAUUUCAUGCACACUACCAUGGCAUUCGAAUCGAUAGUUCUCUCAAGCCCCAAAAUCCUGGUGAUGAGCCUGAUCAGAGCAACCCGAAAAGUCACUCCCGACAUGAAUACCGACGGCAGCACCAUCAUAGCUUUAGGCCCAAAAACAGAGGCAUGGUAAAAACUCAAGAGCAACCAACUCCCAUAAAAAAUCUAGAAAAGGGAGCAUAUCCAGAGAAAAAACAGCAAAAGCAUACUAUUUCAGACCCUACAGAGCCCAGUCCUUUGUGCAGCAAUAUAGCGAGAGGUUCUCCCUGUAAUUUAUGUCCUCCAAGAAUAGAGACUUCUGGAGAGACACCUGUCCUUUCAGUCACGGUGCCAGCUGUGACUUUGGUGGCAUGAUAACAGUAAUCUUAGUUUUUUCACUAAAGGUGCUUCUCCCCUCGUGUACUCUACAAGUACUGAUGAAAUAGCUUGAGAAAAAUAUUACAAUUGUGGUAAACCAAACUUGCUAAAAUGGUCUUAACUUUAUCUUGUUUUCUACAUGGAAAGCUUUGCUCAAUAUACUCAAGAUUAUUUUUUCAUAAUAAUGUAGCUUUAGCCAGCAGUACUUACAGAUCUACUAGACCGAUAUUGAAAAAUAAACUGUAAGAGGAUUACAGAUAAUGUUAAUUACUGCCCAGUUUGUUUUCAGUCAUUCAGUAUUAAAAAAUUAAAAUAUUGGCAUCUCUAGUAGUAUACUGUUAUGUAAAUACAUAACAUUUUUCACACUUCCCAUAUUAGAUAGAAUUCAACAAUUGUAUAUGACAGAUCUCAUAGUUCUGUGUGACCUAAUGUCAUAUUCAGAAAAAUACUCAAGAUCAAUCAUAAUAGUAGAAAAACUAUAUAUUAAUUGUUCCAUGCUAUAAUAUUUGUAAAAUGUCUGUUUUUUUUUCUUUUGAAAUUUAUAUAACUUACACAGUACAGUUUUUCCAAACCUUUCAGUUCUUUUUAAUGACUGAUUAUUUUUGUAGACUAAAAAUUGAAUGUGUUUCAGUCUCAGAUUCCUUUUUUUUUCGGGAGGGGAACUAUUCCUACUUGAGUUCAAGAAGGCAAACUUAACAUUCCCUACUAUUGCAAUAGGCUACUUCAUCUUCCACCAGCCCUCUUGAGCCUCUGAUGCAAUUACUGUGACCAUCUUUGCUGGGAGGGGGAAAGGGGGCAAAUUCACCUUCCUUCCCAUUAGUUAUACUAUCUCCUUAAACAUAAGGAGUCUCACAAAUCCUUAUCAAAUAUCUUAACCAAUAUAAGCAUAUUACCUUUUCUUUCUUCUCACACUGCCAAAAAUGAUGAGGGGAAUUUAGUUUACUUUUAGGAUUUUCAUAGCUAACUUCUAUUCAGCUCUUCAAAAGGAAGACACUGCUCCCAUUCAGUGUCUUCAAAAGGAAAAAUAAGUCACACAUCUCUGGACUUAAAAGAAUUAAAUAUUUCCUUUUAAGAAGUCGCAUUUAUUGAUAGUCAAGUGCCUCUGUUUUACACAGGCUUGUCUUGGCCCAGAAGACCAAAGCCAUCCAUUCAGAUUAAAGAAAGCCUAAAUCUCUAAAAAGUACCUCUGAAUGAGCCUUGAGCACUGUUGCAUAUUUUGUACAAACCUGACCAGCCCACAGCACCGUUACAAACGUCUGUUCACAUUGCUAGGCGAAAUAGUUGUCUAUUUCCAGAGAUAAAGACUUUACCUCCAAUGCUCAUUCUGUUUCUUUAUUACAAGGAGGGGGAAUACUAACUCAGAAUGAUCCUAUGGCUGCUACAAGAUUAAAUACUCAGAAAAGAAUGACACACCUGUCAGAAACUAGCCUUGGUCCUAUAAUGCUUACAGUUACAUGGAACUUAUGAGUGCAGUAAUCCAUUUCCCAUUUACAAACAAGUGCUCAGCAUGCUUUUCAGUUUUCAAGGGUAAUGAGGCCUUGAUACUUCAAUCCUUCCCUGAAUGGGGAAGGAGUUAUAUGGCCAGACAAAUGCCCCCCAAAUGAAA
Molecule: messenger RNA, 3283 nt
Organism: Pseudonaja textilis
Lineage: Eukaryota; Metazoa; Chordata; Lepidosauria; Squamata; Elapidae
Source: RefSeq, a predicted model, not a curated record